GUAUUUGCUUCUUUAUUUCAUUGGCAAACCAGAAUACUGAUCUUUUUUCCUAUUUAUGCAGUGGGUCCUUCAAGCACUUGGCGGAUGGGAAGAGGAGCUUGCAUAUUGUCAACAACUCCUUGAUGAUGAUAUUUACAACAAUUCUGCUUGGAAUCAGAGAUACUUUGUCAUAACACGAUCACCUCUACUAGGGGGCCUAGUGGCAAUGAGGGAAUUGGAAGUGAAUUACACAGUUCAAACCAUCAGAGCUAGUCCAGAGAAUGAAAGUCCUUGGAGGUAUCUUCGCGGUCUUUUCAAGAAUGAUACACAAUCUCUAGUUCAGGAUUCUCAAGUAGCAUCAGUACUUUUGGACGUCUUAACCUCCCAAAAUAGUCACGUGCAUGCUCUGAGCUUCUUGUUGGAUCUUCUUUGUCAUGGUUUUGAACCGAGCCAAGAAUUGAAAAGUGCCGUAGAUGUUCUUACUCCACAGUCAUGCUCACCAGAUUUAGCACUGACAAAGAAAAUAUGUUCCAUCUUGGAACAUGCUGAUCCAAUGAGAGUAAAAUAUUGGAAUUGGCGCAAAAGCAUGGUUCGGGUUCAAUCAGCUCAGAGUCAGAAUGCAGAUAGGUUGGCUAAUUUGAGUAUGCAAGGAUGACUUGUGAGAAUAUUGUACUGAUGUUGUACGAAUAUACAUACUUGCAUUUAAGGUGAUCCUUCGGGUACAUGUACUGGGAAAUGACUGAAUAUCAGGAAGAACUGAAAAAAUUGUUAUUGGCAACAUUGUGCUUCUCAAAAGAGGUCACUGUCGAUGACCUUUUGUACUGCCUUGAGUUUUUGCCCUGCUAUGUUUUGUAAAUUUGGAUUUGGAUGCAUGGCUAAUUGAUAUUUUUGGUGACUUC
Messenger RNA from Solanum stenotomum, 878 nucleotides. RefSeq names its product protein farnesyltransferase/geranylgeranyltransferase type-1 subunit alpha. The record is from RefSeq and is a predicted model, not a curated record. Gene Ontology annotation, cellular component: CAAX-protein geranylgeranyltransferase complex; protein farnesyltransferase complex; cytoplasm. The transcript is spliced from 2 exons. NCBI's taxonomy places the organism in Eukaryota, Viridiplantae, Streptophyta, Magnoliopsida, Solanales, Solanaceae. Gene Ontology annotation, molecular function: protein farnesyltransferase activity; CAAX-protein geranylgeranyltransferase activity. Bases 56 to 634 code for a protein of 192 amino acids. Gene Ontology annotation, biological process: protein farnesylation; protein geranylgeranylation.